Molecule: messenger RNA, 232 nt
Organism: Anopheles maculipalpis
Lineage: Eukaryota; Metazoa; Arthropoda; Insecta; Diptera; Culicidae
Product: cecropin-A
Exons: 2
Coding region: 49-225 (58 amino acids)
Biological process (GO): antibacterial humoral response; defense response to Gram-positive bacterium; defense response to Gram-negative bacterium
Cellular component (GO): extracellular region
Source: RefSeq, a predicted model, not a curated record
CAACCAUCCUAUCAACCGAUCAACCAACCCAACCAAACCACCACAACAAUGAACUUCAACAAGAUCUUCCUCUUUGUCGUUCUGGCGGUGCUGCUGCUUUGCAGCCAAACCGAAGCGGGACGCCUGAAGAAGCUGGGAAAGAAAAUUGAAGGAGCUGGCAAGCGUGUGUUCAAGGCGGCUGAGAAGGCUCUCCCGGUAGCGGUAGGCGUCAAAGCUCUUGGAUAACGAGAGG